Messenger RNA from Perca fluviatilis (European perch), 2428 nucleotides. It is a transcript of the gene sdccag8, whose product is annotated as SHH signaling and ciliogenesis regulator sdccag8. The transcript is spliced from 17 exons. Lineage: Eukaryota; Metazoa; Chordata; Actinopteri; Perciformes; Percidae. Gene Ontology annotation, cellular component: centriole; centrosome. The record is from RefSeq and is a predicted model, not a curated record. Gene Ontology annotation, biological process: neuron migration; establishment of cell polarity; centrosome cycle. Bases 244 to 2355 code for a protein of 703 amino acids.
GGUAUUCACGGUACACGCAUCGGGGCGGUCCUAUAGGUUACGAUUGUAGGAGACACUCACCUCGGGGCACGCCGGUGUUUCAAAACAAACGCAACAUCGUUGAGAAUCGAUUACCGUUACUACGUGCGAGAUAUGAUUGUUGCUGUACUGUAGCUAGUUGUUGUACAUAGCCUAGCCAUGAGCCUAGCAUAUUUAGUUAGUAGCUAAUACUGCAUAGCGUGAUUUAACUUCAGUUAUUCAUCAAUGAAACCGUUGGACUCAGAUGAGGAGGAAGCGGAACAGCUGGGUGCUUACCAAAAGGAGCUGAGACAGCGGGCCAACCAGAGCAUACAGCAACUGAGCAGUGCUCUGGAACAGCAGAGCUCUGAUGAAGAAGAGGUGGAAGAGCCCAGAGGCAGUGGUGGCAGCCUCUUCACCGCCCUGGUCGAAGAGGACAACGCUGCAUGGAGUCAAAAGACACAGAGUGAAGCAGUUAAUCAGCUGAAGAGCCUUCUACUGAAACAGUGCAGAGAAAUUCCUUCUCCUCUCUCUCCUUCAAAGAAAAAGUCUCCAGCCAAGAGAGUACAGCAGGAGGAAAGGUCCAACUUGCCUACCUAUCAAGAUUUGGUCCCAAUGAUUCACAACCAGUCAGAGUACAUUCAACACCUGGAAGCUGAGGUCAAAUUGUGCAAGGAGGAGCUGCAGGGGAUGAAACAGCGGAUCAGAGUGGUGGUGGUGGAGAAUGAGAAGCUGCAUUCAGACCUCAAAUCCAAAGCUGUAGAUGAAUCUCUGAAAGACUACACGUUUCGAAACUCCACGGUGAAUGAGAGUAUGGCAGCCAACAGCCACAGCAUGCUGCAGAGAGAAGAACACACCACAUGGAAAAAUGAGCUGGAACAAUUGAAAGUGAUCUACCAGGCCCAGAUUCAAAGCUUGGAGGCUCAGGUCAUUUCCCUCAGGAAAGAUCUGUCGGUCAGUCAGAAGGAGUGUGAGGAGGUGAAGGUUCGUCUGAGACACCGGGAGAAACAGGCUGCAGAUGCACUGAGUGCUGAUGGAGCUCCCCGUGUGGCAGGAUUGUGUCUGAAGUGUGCACAGCACGAGGCUGUGUUGGCGGGGACUCACACAAAUCUUCAUGUCCAGGCUAUUGACAGGCUCACAAAGGAGCGUGAUGAGUUACUAGUGGCUCUGCGUGCUGUGCGGGCUAGUCAGCAGGAGGCACAACAGAGGGAGUGGUCAUCUUGUCUCCAAGUCAAACAGGCUGUAGAGAUGGUGGAAGAAGCGAAUCUGGACAAAGCUAGGAUAGAGGUACAGUGUGAGCAGCUGUCCAGGGAGCUGGCUCGACAGAGGGAACAACUAGAACGAGAAGCACAGGGCUUGCAGGAGAGACUGUCUGAGGCCAGAGAGGAGGGCCGGGCUGAGGCCCGCAAACAGAGGGAGGAGCUGGCACAUACAGUGUCCAGCCUCUCCCAACAUGUUGCUGAGUUGGAAGGACAGCUAGACAGAACUCACAGAGACAAGAGCUCACUGACCAAUCAGCUGGAAGAUGCUCUUCGCAAACUUGCCAGUCAGGAACAAGACAAUACCAAGGUGGGUUUGGAUCUGCGAUAUCAGCUCAGUCAGGCCCAACUGAAGAAAGAGGAGGCAGAGAGAGAGCUCCGAGAGCUCAACACCAAGACCAGCAGACAGAUGGAAAAAGCUGCACAGGAAGUGGAAAGGCUGAACUCAGAGCUGGUUGGCUGUCGGCAGCAUCUGGAGGCGGUCCAAAAGGACGGGAGCCAAUGGCAGGCCGAAGCCCUGAGCCUAGCAGAACAGCUGGCAAAUGCCCAGCGCCAACUGCACCUCACCAGACAGGACAGAGAGAGUUCGGAACAGGCUCAUGAGGAGGAAAUGGCGUCUAUGACCCUUUCAGCGCGGGAAAGAGAGAGAGAGCUGGCUGUGCUGUUGGAGCAAACAGAGGCUCAACACCAGCAGAGAGUUGGAGAGUUGGACAGUCUGCUGAGUUCCCAGAAUUCCCUGAUCAGGAAGCUCAAGGACGAGUGCUGCACGCUGGGAGUCAAACUAGAGGAGCUGACAGAAAACAGCAGAGGAGAGCUGGAGCAGCUGGCCCUGGAGAAGCAACACCUAGAGGAGGCGGUAAAGAGUCUGAGAGCUCGCUGCUCCGACAUGGAGGAACAGUGUGUCCAGCACGGCCGCAUGCACCAGCGCAUGAAAGACAGGAGGUUUAGCAGAGUAGGAAUCUGGCUGCCAAAAGUGGAUUGGCUGGGAAGUUGGCACCUAACUUCUCUCUUCUCCCAACUGAACCACGAUAAUCACUCUUGGCAUUUCGUGAGUUUUAUUUUCUGCUUUGACACUUACUUGGUUGAUGAAUCCUCCUGAUAUUUAAAAAUCUCUUGAGUUCAGUUCUACAUGAGGUCACUUUUGCAGUGACUGUUAAGCCGCUUGACCACAU